AUGACGAACGGAUCGUGCUUUUGUGGAAAUAUCAAAUACAAGUUCUCUGGAGAGCCGAUAGCCAAGAGCAUCUGCCAUUGCCUGAGCUGUCGUAAAAUCACCGGCUCAACCUAUACCACCAACUUUAUGCUUCCCGAGUCGAGCUUUUCGCUAGUAUCCGGCACGCUCAAGAAGUGCACUGCGAAACAUGAAAACGGGAUGGAUCUCACGCUCAACUUUUGCGAAAACUGUGGAAUCACGAUUUACAAGACAGCCAAUUUGAACAUCUUUGACGGCGUGAUAGUUCUGCUGGCAGGAACGGUGGAUGAGGGGCAAGGGGUGGAGAAGGCAAAGCCUGAGAGGGAACUGUGGGUGAAAUAUCGAGGAGAUUGGUUGGCUCCUUUGGAGGGGGUGGCGCAGGAUCAGGAGUUCCCUAGUUAG
Penicillium odoratum is the source of this 420-nucleotide messenger RNA. RefSeq names its product GFA family protein. Lineage: Eukaryota; Fungi; Ascomycota; Eurotiomycetes; Eurotiales; Aspergillaceae. The record is from RefSeq and is a predicted model, not a curated record. The transcript has 2 exons. Gene Ontology annotation, molecular function: carbon-sulfur lyase activity. The coding region runs from base 1 to 420 and encodes 139 amino acids.